This is a messenger RNA of Cryptococcus deneoformans JEC21, 528 nucleotides long. RefSeq lists its product as hypothetical. Bases 1 to 528 code for a protein of 175 amino acids. The record is from RefSeq and is a predicted model, not a curated record. The transcript has a single exon. Lineage: Eukaryota; Fungi; Basidiomycota; Tremellomycetes; Tremellales; Cryptococcaceae.
AUGUAUCCCACCCGCUCUGCUCCUCGUCCUCCUCGCGAGACCGCUUCUCUCCCACCCAACCACCCAUUUGCCACGAGCUUGAAGCCCUUUGGCUACCAUGCCAACAGCUCUACAUCCUCUCUCCACUCCUCCAGUUACCACCGCGCUGGUACAUACCCCUCAUCGCGAAGCCGCGCACCCACAAGCCAUGCUGCGUCGCUUGCCAGACCUCCUCCACCAUCGCGCAUUCCCCCUCCUUGUCGUGCGAUAGACGAUUUCGGUUGUUUCUCUCAACCACACGGUGCAUACCCAAGGUCUACCAAACCCACUACCGAGAGCAUCCCACGUACAUACACCACCCUCCCUGUCGAGCUCUCCCUCUUCGACCCUCGCCCGAGGCAGACCCUUUUGCAAGAUGUCGAGUUUAUUCUCGGCAAGAAGCUCCGUUUCCCCUUCAUGGAGAAGUGCACCUCAUCAGACAAGAAGGCGAAGAGCAAGGGCGAGAAGGGCAAGAAGGGCAGGGGCGUCCGGGAGGGGAACUGGAUAUAA